Molecule: messenger RNA, 19328 nt
Organism: Spirometra erinaceieuropaei
Lineage: Eukaryota; Metazoa; Platyhelminthes; Cestoda; Diphyllobothriidea; Diphyllobothriidae
Source: the annotation of a GenBank genome assembly
AUGGAUGCACUGUGCGGUUUUGUGUGCGAUCUGUCAAUUAAAUGCUGCAGUACCCUGUUUUGCACGUCCUCAAUAGCUAUUUCGCUUGUGUUCCUUGUCGAGAGUUCCUCCCUCCGAAUACUUCUGCCCGUUUGUCUUACGGAGUUGUACAAUUACGGCAAGUGUCUUUCCCAACGCCGUAAAACAUUUGAUGUCCUGCGAGUUCCGAAAAGGUUGGGUCAUUCUAUGCUUUAUUGGUUCGGUUUCUAUGCAUGAUUUUUUUGAUAGUUCAUUUAUACCGGUGCCUAGCCCCUUUUAAGCCCCACCUACCCGCCAUUUGCUGUCCUAGAUUUAGUGCCAUCUUUUAAUCUCUACGUUUUGGUGUGUUUUUCGAUACGUAUAUUAAGCAUCUUUAGCUCGGAUUUCAUCUUUUCACCCAUCAAAGUUAAGUGUGCUGGACGCACUUGUUGCGGUAUUUAUAAGAUGUGGGUGCGAUGAUUGCUUUUUCGUUUCCAUCCGGGUCGCUAAUUGUCGUAAUUUCGUCACCGGUGUUGAUUAAUGGUGUGGUAUUCACCGGGCGAUGCGGCACGCUGAUGUUGUCACUGAAACCAGCAUUUACCCGCACCCUCUUCGCAUGGCUAAUUACUCUGCCAGGCAAAGUUUCAGUGCUGAAUAUGGAGGGAAACUUCAUUGCGCCUGUUAAUAGGCUGCAGGCCGGAGAAGUAUGAAUCAAGCAGCUCGCGACUCACGCGGUUGUUAACACUUGCUCGACCUAUCCGAACUAAAAGUUUUAUUCAGAUCCCGUCGAGUAAGCCGCGACUCGAGAGUUUGUGUCAUUCCUCCUGACUGUUAUUGCAUGUUGGACAACCCGCGUCCUCAGUAACGUCCCAAUUCCUCCGACGUAGUUGCACUGCCCGCAACUGCACCAGAAUCGGUGACCGUCUCCAGACGUUUCCUGUCGACGCUGUGGCCGUUUCGCCUUGUCAUUUUGCACUUGACAGUUUCCCUGGUCUGUGCAUAACUAACAUCAAAUGGCGUCUACGAUCUUUAAGGAAGGAGUGACAUGUAAAACACCUAGUGCGGCUGCAAUAAGGCCUGAUCUUUUUGGCCAAACUGAUGCGCACAUGUUGUCUCCAUGCGUUGUACUAGGCAGCGGUAACCUAAAUUAACUCGAUCUACAUGUAACGAUGGACGUCAGAAUCACACCCCGCCUAAGCUGACCCAGAUUUCGAGCUCACUGCUACUACAUUAAUUUGGGGGGAGGUGCUGUUGGAUUUAUGUGAACAACACCCAGAUCAUGAGGUGGUCAACAAAGUGCGCCGAAGUCAUUUUUUCCGUCUUUCAUAGAUAGCCUUUGAUGUCCUCGUAAUAGGUUGCUGGCCUUUAGACUUUCGUCUCAGAAGACGUGUAUAUGUUUUAUUCGAAGGCCGUUUCUAAAUCAGGUAUAAUCAAAACCACUAGUCGACUGCACUUUAUCAAGCUGGUGUCUGCUAAUCACAAUAGGUUUCUCUCCCUAGUCAGGGCUGUGACCUGAAAUUAAUUUGGGCUCAGCGGUUUUGACUGAAGAACGAAAUAAAUUGACGACCUCGUACCCUCGCAACAGUCUUCUUUGUGGUCUCAGCGCGACACUGAGGGGAGCAUUGCAUCAUAUCUAAGCUAUAUCAGUCGGCAUCCAGGCUGGGGUUCGACACCAUCAGUAUGAAUUAGAAUACUGUCGAGGCCCCAGUCAGGGGCAUUACUAAGUGGGAUUAGUGAGAGUAUGAACUGUCUCCUAACGUCUGACCGACUACCCAACCUUUGCGGGAGGCUUUCGAAGACAAGAAAGCGAGUAAAUGUCGAUCUUAGCGUCGGCGCGGGCAUCCAGUUCAUCAGCUUGUAUUAAUAGUCACAAAACGGAGUACUUUAUUGAAGUAAUUGUUGCAGACAACUUUGGGAUGACGCCAACCAUAGCGGAAUCUGAGGUUUUGUCGACUUGUAAAUAAUUUUUGGUACAUUAACUGUUUGUUGAUGCAUUUCCAACCCACCGUAAAAUGUGCAUAAUUAACUCGUGUCCUUGGUCACAUAGACUGAAGUUGAUUUAACAUUGAGAUAGCACUUGAAUUUACGGAAACGGGAAGACGUGUUGCCCGCUAGCCUGGCUGCUGGCUAGAGGUGUCAGGUAGUGGGAUGACCUUCAAUGAAGGCUAGCUACGAAAUAAGCAGACACACUUCUGACGGAUAAGCUGUCACGGACCAGCAGCGACAGUGUUACCCCUUCUGAAAGAGCAGUUGCCGAUGCCAUACAAAGGCAACGCAACAACAAGGCACCCGAAGAGGACUGUAUACCCGCUGAAAUCUACAAGUCUUGUGUCGAUAAUCUGGCGUCCAGGCUCCAUGAGGGAAUUUUGACAAGCGUGGAGGAACGAGGUUGCUCUCGAUGACUGGGGCUCAAGAAUUAUUGUAUAUAUCCUCAAGAAGAGAGGUAAGACAGGAGGCAGGAACUACCGCGGCAUAACUCUCGUCGACGUUGCUGCGAAGAUCUUCGCUGUUGUCCUACUCAGGCGAUUCCAGGCUGUUCGUGACUCUAGGACGCGGCCCGACCGAGCCGGAUUUCGUUCUGGGCAUGGAUGUACGGACCAGGUAUUCACACUGAGACGCAUUUUCAAAGUCCGCCAUAGCUACCACCCACCGACGGCCGUCUGCUUUGUUGACUUUGCCGCCGCGCUCUAUCCCGUCCAUCGUGAGUCCCUAUGGCUGAUAAUGGCACUAGAUGGUGUACCGCCAAAAAUCAUCGCCAUGACCAAGGCCUAUUAUCACUCCACCACCGCGCGAGUCCUGAUCCGCAACAAUCUUUCCCAACCGUUCGGUAUUCUGUCUGGCGUUCGACAGGGUUAUAUACCGUCGUCCAUUCUGUCCAACUACGCUAUUGACUGGAUUCUCGGGAGGGCCCUACACGAAGGUGACGGUGUUGAAUUUGCGGCCGGACACCGACUGGCUGAUCUCGACUUGCCGAUGAUAUUGCCUUACUUGCCUCAAGUUUUGGUGAUAUGCAGUCUCUGAUGUCGUGGGUGAACGGGGUCGCUAAAUCGGUCGGUUUAUCCAUGGAAGCUGGAAAGACUAGUGUUUUCAAGCUGCAUCCUUGACCAGGUGAAGGCCCCUCUCGCGAUUAAUGGCUGUCAACUUGAAGAAGCAGACAUUUUUAAAUACCUCGGGGCGAGGCUGCUGCCGAAUGGGCAGAGUAAGGACGACACUGUCUCCCGAAUUGAUGCUGCCCGCCGGGCCUUUUCAAGCCUUAGAAAGUGUCUGUGGACCCGACGCGGUAUCUCCAUCGCCCCUAAAAUUCGCGUGUACCCUGCGUCUGUCCGAUCUAUCCUUCUUUAUUGUUGUGAAUGCUGGGCUGUGCGCGUGGAGGACGAUCGAAACUGGAAGUAUUUGACCACCACUGCUUGGGGACGAUCCUUCGAGUGAAGUACACCGACUUCGUCUCAAAUGGGACAGUCCGCACUCGCUGCGACAACCUCAAGGAUAUCUCAGGCCAUCCAUGAAAGAUGACUCAGGUAGUUUGAGUGUGUUUUUUGUCGUUCACCUAAGGGAUUCAGUGUUUCUGCACUCGAUCCGUCAUCGUUACCCCAUUGGAGGCGUCGAGGAGAGGGUCAACUCAAAAGCUGGCUCGACACAGUUCGUUAAGACAUGGAGAUGGUUCUUAGACCUUCGGUAUUCAGUCUCCAUAACUGGCGAAAGGGAGUGGGUUGAACUGUCUAGAUCUGCUGCCAUGGGUCGUAACGCGUGGGGAGGUACAGUUCGGGACACCAUCUAGGCCGGCUAGGUCAGGCAUGGUCGCACCUGUACCAAGUACAAUUAAGUAAGUGCAUAAACGUCGUAGACUUACUCCACAAGCGUUCCCACUUGUUUUUCGCAUCUCUCAUACUGUACUAGGAAUGACCGCUCCAUGCCCGUUCGCCUGCAUGUGGAGUCAGUGCCUUAACACCAUGUAUACGUGGCAGCGCUCAGCAGACGUCCUCCGAGCUUACUGGCUUGAUUUCGUUCCACGCAACGCUCUUGAAUGCGCAGGCAUUCUGCUGUUUUUGUUACGGACAGAGUCGUUGAGGCGUAAAAGACUGGUAUGGGCCAUUCAGGACCUCUAACCACCAUCUUAGCACUCAUGUCCCUCUCGUGGCCGACAAGACAUGAUAACUUAGUCCUUCCACCGUGUAUGGUGAGGUUUAUAAGCUCCAGUAUGGCGUCCUUGUUCUCACCAGCAGUACUCGGUUGGUUGAGUCCGUCUGGGAGGGAAUGGCUUCCGGAAUUUGAAUUACAACAGCAUCGUCGAUCUGACGUUAUGACCUGUUCAUCGUUUGCAGGUUUACCUUGCGUCUGCAUAUCAUCCGUGAUAAUAGCACUCAAUCAGUCAAUAAUAGGAAUUGAGACGCGUAAGUUUAUCGGUAUUUACAAGGAUACGGGAAGGAAUGCAAGGGAAGAGGGAGUCAGAGCACAGGAGAUUGAGACGAAGGGGACCUCUGAUGAGGAGGUGGAUCCGCUGGUUGGCUAGGAGUGUUGGUGGGUCAGACUCCGACCAUAGAUACUUCCGCUACGUGGUGGAGGAAAAAGGAAAACCAAAGUGAAAGUUCAUCAAAGUUCUAGCCUGUUUUUCUCCCUUGUGAACGUUUCACUAAGACGGCCAUUUCUCGAUGGUGCUACUUCGUUUUAAAUCUCAUUCCCAACAAUGGGUUCUGCUUGCUUUUUAUAUCAAGCUGAACAGUUUACAUGACCAGCAUCACCGAACAUGAGUUCUGGUGGACAAAAUGAACAAUUUCUAAAUGUCAACGUCCGACUUCUCAAUAUUCUCUUGCAAACUUAAGUUUUUUGGUUUAGGAACACAUGUCAAGUACGCUAGAUCCCGCUGGGGCUGUUUUUUUAACGUGUCUGGUAUAACAUAGCCGGUCAUCAACUUUUGCGAUUCGCUUUCGCUUGUUUUAUUCUAAGUGAAGAGGGUGUUAUAACCCCAUAAUAUGUUUGUUCUUAUUCUCUCUGAAGUACUUAUACUUCAUGGUGGUGUUUGCUUCCUUUCAGCUGGUUUACUCAUUUCUAUGUCGUUGCUAUAGUCGCUAUCUCCUGUGCAACGCCGGUCGCUGUGCACUGCAAAGGUAACCUGUUAGUGACUUCAUUGUAUCUUCCCCAUAGUUAGCAAAAAGCGCGCUUUGAUUACAUCACAUUUCACAGCAAGUAUCAGCGUAGCCUUGAUUACUCAGUGAAGGUAACAGUUUUUGUUACCACAAUGUUAACUCCUCACACGCACAUUCGUUCUGCCAGCAUACCCCCCCCCCUUGUUUUACAAUUCCUGCUCGAAUCUGCCCGGCCUUGACUGGCCGGUCAUUUUUUGUCUCCCCUGUCCUUGACAGUAAUACCUCCUGAUUACGACCCGCCCGUCGCCAUGCGGUCGCUUGUGAGAGCCCUAGGGCAAAACGGUGUGCCGAUAUUCCGUUUUGCGAUCAGAUCAGAUCACUCUGAGCAUGCGUUUUGGCGUCGAUAAGCAGACGACACUUUGUUUAUAAUUUAAAAGACAGCCCGCUGAACAACAGCAUCCCUGACAUGUAGUUCACAAGGGUGGCAGAGAAGGUCAGGCAUUUGCUCUUUCUUCACGUUCUCAUUAUGUUCAGACCUAAUGAUGAACACAGCACCGAGGCGUAUCGAAAGGGGACUGACACAACCCAGAUCCUCGGCUGUUCUAGCAGCCACUCUAGGGUUUACAAACGCAGCUGUGUUGGGGUGGUCUUCUGAGGGGUAGAAAGCACUACAGCGACUCGCGGAGACCAAAACAGAAGCUUUGACAUCUGCGAGACCAUGUAGCAAGGAACGACUACCCGUACAACUCUAUCAGCUGCUGCCUCUGCACGCGUCCGCUAUUGACAAAGGGGAGAGGACAAUUAACACUUUGGUAUCCUUCAUCGCAUAUAACGAAUGUAUCAGAAGCGACUGGACGCACCGCUUAUCGUCCGACAGCUACUCUGCGUAACAGUCUCAUGCAGCUAAUGGGUUACCUGGUGAGCAAUUUGAUGUAAUUUGUCAUAUUUUACGCCACGACUGUCCUUGCCGUCAUACAGGCCAGGCAGCACUACAACUCGGCUCACUAGUAAGCGAGUAUAGAUGAGCUGUUCGGAAAGGCGGUCUGUUAUUCUAAGUCAUUUCCAAAGCCCUAGAGGAGGGCCACUAAUUCGACUUCGCGAACACGCGGAUAGUGAUGCACGCUGACAUUAAGACGGCGAGGGCCAUUGGAGGCCUGGGCCUCUGACACCAACAGACGCGUCGGCAUACUCCCCCACCUCCUGCUAUCACGCGUUACACCUAUCCGGCCAGCUGGCGCAGCCCCAUUUCCAGUCCAGGACGCGAAAACACAUCUGCCGGGCAAUGGGACUCUAGUCCCAGCCAAGGACACACGCAAUCCUCCCCCGGCAUUGUCAGACCACAAAACUGCCAAUGUUAUGUUCCCCCGUAGUCCCUAAUGUUGGGCUUCGGAAUCUCGGGCUAUUACAACUGACCUUCCAACGAUCGUAUAUUCUUCUUUGCAUGAAAAUCAUAGGACUCGCAUAUUCGCCUCUUCGUUAGAUCAGUUUGUCACGUCAGGUGUCAGUGGCACUAAUCAAAUUCAUGUUUUAAGUUGCAAGACGAUUUUCCGACAACGAUAGGGUGUAAGAACCCCCAGCUAAUUGAGCUAGCCUGUCAACCGUGUCAUGCGUCGAAUGGUGGUUGAGGGGGUUUUAGGGGUGGGACAACACAGGAUGGAGAGCAAGAAGACACAGAAAAUAGGUAAAUUUCUGCCGAGUCUUAUCUUACGCUCUCAUUGGGCAAAGAAAUUGAGCGCGACAGGUAAAAGAUAAACAAAAAAGAAAUUUUCAAAAGUAACGGACUUCGAAUAAAGCGCUGCUGGCAAUGUUACAUUUAAUCAGGAAGGGAAGGGAAUUUUAAACAAUGGGAUCGGUGAAUAAUAAGUGAUUUUUGAAGCCACACCAAAUUUUAGGGUGUAUUCAUUGAGUUGUCAUCUACUUGGGGGUCCUAACCCUAUCUUUGCCGAUUUUCCAGCAGUUUACUUCUUUUCAAUUUAUGCCCAUAGCCUUGUUAAAUUGCGCAAAUUUUGGUAAGGCACUAGUGAUCGUACUGUGUCAAACAACGAGUAUGUGUUAUUGUUCCUCCUGGUUUAAUCGUACUUUAUCACUGCUUCAUUUACCGUUUGAUAUACAAGGCCACGGUUGCCACCUUGUUUUGCCUAGUGACCACAUGUGUAUCCCCGAUCUUUCCACUUUUGGUCUAAUUUUUUUCUUUUCGUCGUCCUUCCAGAAACCGCCUCGGGGACACUUAUCUUGCUUCUUGUCUGCCUGCUGCAUGUUACGCGAAGACUUUAUGAGUGCCUCUUUGUGCACGUCUUUUCCGACAGCAAAAUGUCUAUCGUUCAUUACUUGACUGGCCACUUCUUCUAUUUGUCUCUGCCGGUGUGCAUAAUUUGCAGUAAACCUACUACAGGUCUGUUCCCCUCACAUCUUUUUCCCUUCAUGCACUGGACAAAAAAUAUCUCUAUCCUUGUCUACCGGUUAAGCCUGGCUGAGCGAUGGUUAUCUUAGGGGCUGCCGUUUUGACGGAACAUGAGCACCGUUGCUCUUCUUAAUGUGAUUGCCCUUAGGCUUGUUGUGUGCCUUGAAGAUCUCAAAACCGGUAGCGCUUGUCGUUUGGGCCUAAUAGGGACCGGGCCCAUCCGCGACACACUAGGGGCUGAGGUUUCAACCAACUUCAGUCCUUCCUUCUGAUCUCAUCUCGAGUUGUAUUAGUUUUGUCCUGUCACGGGGACAUAGUGGGAGGAAAAACGGGAAGUGAGGCCGAUGCCGCACGAUGUUUUCACGUUUAAUAAGUCUGAAGCCCGUUCGGACUUCCACGCCUUCAAAGUAGUGGUUUGUAGGCUUGCCUGCCGGCGAAAUAACUCGGUUAUGCAUGUGCGGGAGAGAAGAUAAGGCCACUAUUUGAUCAUGGAGGGCAUGAAAGAGGCUGUGAGAUAGAUACCGCGCACAUGCCCACUUCCCAUAGAACGGUAGUGAUCCGAGUCGUGUUCGAUAGUUAUCGUGUUUUAUUCCUCUGUGCGUCUGAUUGUGUCUCCAUCUUUUCAUACCUUUCUUAUUAAGAUCAUGGACUUGCCUCGUCAGUCGCAUUUUUGGCUGUGAUUAUUCUUCUGGAAACGGGCCAGCAUUUGGCAAUGAAACAGUUGGCCUCCCUUCGGCCGAUCGACUCGAAGGGUAUGUAAUUAACCUUCAUGUGCUCUGAGUAUUUCAAAUAUAGGAGAGAUAACCUAUUUGAGUCUUAUCAGCCGAAUUUCGCAUUUCACGCGUUACUUGCCUAGUGAUCAGGACCCUAGCUGCGUAAACAAAUGCGUCAAAUAAGGACAAAAGUUAAUACUGUUGCCUACCUCGGAAAUGCGGCGAGUAACGAACACUAGUAUGUUUCUUGCCUAGCAGGUUAUGUGGGAAACACAAAGUUCUUCAAAAACGGUCGGCGUGUAUUAACUCGAGGCCAAACAGAAAAUACGGUCGAUUAUCUGUUUGCCGGUGCGUCUUGGUUCUAGACGCAUCAGUACGUCCUUUUUGACGUCUAUCUCUACCGAUUGGAAUCUGUUCGUAUGUAAGACUUCUUGCUUUAGGUUAUCGCCUUUUCACCACACUUUUAACCAAGAAAAUCAUUGAACAACGUGGUUCUAAAUUCAUGGCAUUGAUUUCAUAAACCGGCUUUGUUAGUUGCCUUGGCUUUAAUCUCUACCCCGUUGCAUCAUGACGUGGAAGUAGCCAGACCGAUUUUAAGUUCUCCCAUUUCCAAUGUUUCAGCAGACAGUGCCGUCUUUUUCACAGGUAUGACAGCUCGGUACUUGCCACCGAGAGGUAGUCUCUUCAGUCAUGUCACUUGUCCCCACUUUUCACUGGAACUCGCCUUCUACAUCGCUGUGCAUUUCUACUUGGGCCUCCGACUUGUGCCCUUCAGCGCGCUCACCGUGUUUGUUCUGGUUAAUCAAGUUUGUUCUGCUCAACAAAAUCAUCGCUGGUAUGUCGAACACUUCCCGGAUUAUGCCAAACACCGAACAUCAGUUAUCCCCUUUCUUUUGUAAUUUCUUUUUUCCAAAAUGACACAAUUUUUCAUUCAUGCUUUGUUUGGAUUUUGGGUAGAUAUCCUUGGUAGGCGCCCAUCAUUAUCUAAGCCUAUGUGAUUUAACAGUGGCCAAAGUAAUGAGUACAGUUCAAGCACCACAACCAGGACAUGAGUUCAUUUAUCAUGAGAUAAAGGCAAUAAUCUUAAGGUGUCGAGGUCAGCGUAUGCGUAGUUUACGCGCAGACUGUCUCUUAAUUUAAAAAGGAAAAGCCACUCUUGAAUAAAAUCCCAAAGGCUUUAUUCCAGUUGUUUAUCAGGCGAAUAAUAUCCUAUUUACAACACCAAAGUUUGCGCUGGAAUAUCCUAUUGUGUGUAGAUUUCUAACCUGUGUUUUUUUCUAUAAAAUUUACAUUGAAGAAGCAUCUUAAUUGACAACUGACCUCUGAGCCAACUAGUCGACAAGAAUUUAUUCGAUGAAUGACUCCCCGAUGCGACCUUCGUCCAGAGCAUAUACCACAGGACGUUGUUGUUCGUUUGGGGCUCAAUUCUACACUAAACGUCGCGGAUAAUAUCCUCUUUAUUAACGUUGCCCUGUAAUGAAAAGCAGCUAUGGGCGAUUGUAGGUUGUGUAACCCCAGGUCAAUGUAGUGCGGGAGUGGUGGUCAUAUGGGUUUUGCCGGCGGGACAUCACCGCCGAGGGACAACGAAGUGAAUGCAACAAAACAAAAGGUAGGUAGAUUUCUGUUUUUAUUCUUCUACGCCUUGAUAUAGUAACGGAAUUGAGCACGACUGUUUAAAAAUGAACAAAAACCUACUCUCAAUAAAUAAAACGUAUUUGAAUAUACCGCCGCUUACAAAUAUGAGGCAGGUCAGGGACCGACAGAACUAACAACCAAUAUGGAAGCUAGGCAGUGUGAUGCGCAUGGAUGUUAAGGAAGCUAUGGAAAUACACCCUAAUGAACACGAAGAAUGUCAAAUAACGCGAGUAAGACCGCAUGUUUGUGGGACACACGAUUGCUUUCGAUAAAUACUCUUCAGGCCUAUACAUUUAUAUGGUUAUUGAAAUAAUGUCGUAUAAAUGUACAGGCCUGAAUAGAAUUUAUCGAAAGCUGACGUAUGUUCGCCAAAUUGCCUAUGGAUUUUUCAGUGGUAAUUUUCGCAACUCGAAAGCGGAAAAAAAGCCGAAGCAAUAAACUCGGUGAUAGAAUACCACCAAGCCAGCGGGCUGCUACCUAGUGUAACAAAAUUCCAAUGUGGACGCCAAGUGCGUCAGCAUUGAACGCUUUACAAUAAUAUUUAGCACUACAAGGAUCGGACCACAGGAAAAUACACCAGUACGAUUGAGGUCUAUUGAAUCAAACAGGAACGGUAGCUCCACGAAAGAGAACCGGUGUUGGGCCGUGCGAUAUGGGUCCGCGUAGACGAGGUUCAAUAUCGUCCGCGGUUUGGCUUGACGUUAGCUUAAAGCAAGCGUAAAAAAACUCCUGGCACAUGCUGCAGAACCAUAUCCGAUGCAGCAGCUUCCAAAACCUGGAACCUGAAGGACUCCUUCCCAAAGGCAUUUGUAAGUACAUUUUCGUACAUAAAUUUAGCUAAAUCUAACUGUCUCAUUAUUGGUUAUGCGAGCGACUACGCAUAAAUAAUCCUGCUGAAGUAAAUAAGUCACGACGUAUAGGCUGGGCAACAGAAACGGUUUGGAGAUGUUGAGGAAGCCGAACGUUUGUGUGCUAACCAAGACAAAGCAAACCAACAUGCAGCCGGCGAUGCUUACAGCACAUGUUGUAUGGUGGUUACUGACAUGACAAAAAAAGAUUUAACCGCUCCUUUGGAAAAAAUAAGUAAGUAAGCGCGUGGAAUCGUCAACGAAAUGCAAUUCAAGUACAGUGGGAAAACUAGGAGGUCAAGGUAAGACAUCGCAUCGCGAAAAGGGGGUUGGGGGUCGUGCCAACUAAGGUAUCUCUAAAAGGGGUCACUGAAACAACUCGGAGCAUGCGGUUUUGUCAAUGUGCUAGAUAACACCCAAAGGGAGACUUUCAUUAAAAUGAGUUAAUAAACCAUCUAAGGCCUAUAAAAAGCGCUGUAGUAGUUAUACAUGUUAGACCCAGCGGGGUUACACAACCCAUCCUUACCCAACUUUGAUUCGUCAUCCGUAAAGGAGUAGGUUCGUGGCGUCAAAGCUCAGUACCUUGUAUCAAACUACAAAUGAUUUCUAUGUACUUAAAUAUCGCACGUUAAUUUUCGCCCUUUCCAGAUUUGUUUCCGGAACAAUUCUCCAAAAAGUUGGUUUGCACCCUCCCGCUUAUUUACCUGAGUAUUAUUAUUUUUUAACGCAGGGUGUCGCUGCUGAGCUAAAUUGCAACGACGUUGAUAGUGGAAAUUUUUUUCGUGUAGUGGCGUUGGUUAUAGAAGUUAGCUCUAGGUGAAUAUUCCCUUUCGAUCGGGUGUCGCUGUAAAGAGUUGGAGAUCAUAUCUAAAAAAAAGGCAGGAAUUUUUUAAAAUGAGGGAACUGUAUGUCACUAGCAAGCAUUUUGGAGGGACGGAAUCCUGAUUAGUAGCGGUUGCAUUUCUCAUUACUGUUUAUCACGCAAAACAGUAAUCUGCUUAAGGGGUUGAAAUUUGCUGUUUUCACCAUUUCCCUAUUCCAGAGGUGGACCGAUUUCCUCAGUCGUGGGUCUUUGUCUUGUACUCUUGACUAAUUAUGGGAUUAUGAAAGAGAUGUUUUGGCAGUGUCAAGCAUUUGAGUUGUUUAUAACAUAAACAUUCUAUGUUUCAGAGAAUGAAUUCUAAAUUGGAUAAGCGUAUUCAUACUUCAUUAAAAACCGCUCGUCCAGAGAGAUAAUGAUCAAUAAUAAUCCAGAGCAUGCCAGUAGGUGUUGGUUUGGGUCUUCGGUCAGGCCUUUGCUUUUUACCCGCUUAGUUAACGACAGUCUUUCUGCAUUCAAUUACAGCAAUAUCGUGUGUGUUGACGAGCAUGUCACGUUAUGACAAGUUAUUUGAGCCCUGAAACGUUCCAUCGAGCUGUAAUUUACGGCUGUGGCCUCCACUCUUUGCACAAGAGAUAGUUGCUUGGCUUCAAACUAAAACAAUAUAAGUUUUUUGUCUGUCCCGAGCAAAUGAAGAAACGGCCAAUUUCACAAGAGAAUAUUUAACUAAGGCAAAUCUUCUAUUUGUAGAGUGUUUAUCAAAUGGCCCUGACGUAUUUGUGCAAAACGGUCUACUGCCAUCUAAACAUAUCGGAGCAUCGAAAGCACGAUUGGGGCAUCGACAGAAAUCUCGCUAAAAUUUCGUGGACCAAGUCACCCCAGUAGCCACGGUCGUAGGCCGACGUCAAUAAGUUUAUUUUUGGUGGGUUCCCUGUUAAUUUGUGAGUGGCGCUAACCUUCGUGUUCCGUUUUACAUAUUCAUGAGAACAUUGCUAAUCGGUCACAUUAGGUUUUUGUCCGAUCUAACUCCGGUUUCACUUCCUCGUUCAAACUAAGUUGAUCUGCAGACGCCUCUCGAUAUAUUUGAGAGUCUGGCUUUGUCAAUCCCUUCACCGCGACCGACUCCGUGUACAAAAACACCGAUAUAUGCCAACGGACCUCAACGAAAAGGAGGUUCAAGUACGGUAUGUUUAUAUUUCUGCUCGUUCGAAAUAAGACAAGUUACCAUCACUGAAGGCUGUAAUUGGACCACUCACCAGAAAUAAUUACAUGAAACCCUAGGCGGUGUAGCAGAUCCUGUCUGCACAUUUCAAGGGACCGGAGACCGAGGAUUCAGCUAUACAGUUCGCAGACCCUGCUAGGAUUGUCAACAUGUACAGAACAACGCUAGUUAGCAUCGCCGCAAAAGUGGGGCGAUAAGCGCAGUAUUAAGCUUUGAGAGCCACCAACAAUUCCCUCUCCAUAUCAACCGCAGUUAAAACCUCAACUCAGGGUCCACGAAAGUGCUAAUGGUAACGAUACUCAACAUUCCGAACUCACUCAGACAAAGUUUCACAAGGGGUCAUUAAGUACUCUAUAGAACUGUCUCAGCAAAUGCUAGGCCGGCGAUGGCUUGCCUGUUUUUUAGGGGUCGGAAAAACUAGCAACAAAUCCCCAGAUCCCAUUUUUAUUUCCCGUGUAUAUAUCGCCCGAAUAUAAAUUGCUCCAUUAACGCAAUAUGCAGUUUCAUUUUCGUAUUUAAUAUGGGCCCUCAGUGAAAGUUUUAGAGGAUUUGCUAUGAAACUAGGUCGUGUGUGCCUCCUAACUUCACGCUUUACGACAAAGCGGCUCUUAUUCGCUGCUUAUGAACCCGCUCAAAGUUUUCUUCAAAACCGUUCCAACGCGCGUUUCGAAAUCGGUUCCGAAUUUUGACUUCCGAGGAAUUCAUUUUAUUGGGAUCUCGGUUCACUACACGCUCCUUGAGACCGCCGCUAACAAGAAUUGCAUAUGAGCCAACAGUGGUGUCAUUCCCACAAAUUUUCGACGGGGCGUCAACAGAAAGAACCGAUCCACUCCUGACCCCUUCUCUGUCAACAACUCUAAGGGCCUCUCCAAGUCUACAAAGGACUGAGUCUUUCUGUCGUUUAUUUCAUAGAGUUGAUCUGAUUAAAUAAUCCUUCCUAUACCUUUUUGAGCGUUAUGUGUUUAUUCACUAAAUAAUGGUGGUUGGACAAAUGCCCUCGGGACGGCGUGCGAAAUGUUCGUCCUGUUCGGAUUCGAUGAUCGUCAACCAUGUUUCUCGAACAAUAAGGUUCCAACCGGACUAUCGAUGCGCGGCUGUUGGGUUCAAAUUAGUAGGGGAAUAAACACAAGCCGUGGCAAAAUGGGCUGCAAUUCGGGAUAUUUUGCUAUCCAAUCACCUCCCACCAAACGGGCAAAGGGUUUAGUGAGGUUGAUGAAUGUCAAAUACUAAGGCGGAUUCUGCACAGCAUGUCUAAAACUCCCCCAGAAAUUUUUGGAAAUGCAGAACAAGAUAGAGGACUUUAAAUGGAAAUGGAAGUCUUGCCAUUUACUCGAAGAGAGGAAGUUGGCGAAGUCAGAAAUUUAGGAAACAGAAAGAGCAUGCGCAAGCAUGUUUUUCUUAACUGUUUCAUCUACUGAAAAAAGAGGAUACAUCUGCGGAACUAAUUAUAGACGGGAACCAGUCUCGUAUGCGAAAAAUGAUGAUCGGAAAGGACCGCAGAAAGCAAAGAAACGUCCCGUGGUACCCGAAAAGAAAAGUUGGACAGUGUCAGUAUGAGGAAGCAUAGGCUAAGCACAAUGCAAGUUGAUACCACAGUGCCGAAGGAAAUAUCAUAUGGCCAAUAAGCCUCGAUAAGCAUGCAACCAUACGGUAACUAUGCCAUGACAACUCUCUAUGAAUCAAACGAGAACGACAACAGAAAUUGGUACAAUGUAGCCUAUGUGUAUAAAAAUAAAAGCCAGGACCCUCUAGAAGAUCAUAGUUAAUUCAUCGUCAUGAGGGGUAUCAAUCAUCUCCACCCUUUUUCAGUCGGCAUUCACAUAUGAAACGAAUCUUCCUCCUCUUUCCGGCGAGACACGACAGCAUAAUCGUGCGUCGUUUGCACUAAAAGAUACUUUUACUUCUUGCCUUCAUCGAUAUAAACGAACCUCCUCCGACUGAAGCCUGCCAAAUUAUCUGGUCCAAAUAUAACUUAUUCACUUGUUCUCGGAUAGUCGGUCGAACCUUCCGUAAGUGUCCGAACAUAUGACAUUUUAAAAGUCUUUUGAAGAAGGUGACCCGCCGGAGGAAUUAAAAUCUGCCUCUAUUUUUCCGGUUCACAAAGGAUGGUACAGGCUAUAUUCCGAAAAAUAACCGUCCAGUUAAGUUAGCUUGUAUUUUGUGCAAUGCAGUGGAAGGACUUAGUAAAGGAUAUUUAGUGACUUACCUGGAAGAGAGAAACGUGAUAUGUGCUGUUCAGCAGGGAUUUCGUCAGGAUCACUCAUGUCUUACGAGUAUUCAUCACUCAUAAGAAGAAUGGACAAAAUCUGUAGACCAGCAUUUAAAGCAUCCCGAUAUUUAGCUUUGGUGGUUCAAUACGUUUCUCAAAACACUAGUACUGUAUAAAUGGGAUUUCCUUAUACGAAGUGGAUACGCGCAAACCUAAAAAUUUCGACAAGUUCAAACCUGCUGCCCUCCGAACAAUGUCAAAGGGCCGGCAAAAGACAACCAACAUCCUGCACUGCAUUAGGCGUGCUUUCAUAUUCUAUCCCGAACUGAAACGCUGAACAUGCGCCUUACCCAAAAGCCAAAUGGCUUUUAUUCAAGAGCAUAAUGCGGUGCUUGUUAAACGGUUAUUACUCACUUUAGAUGUUAUCGAGCGUUUCCCAUUCCAAAUGGGUUACAUCGAAAAAAAGAGUUUAGAAUGAAGAGGAGACUCGGCAAAACGUACAUCAGAUAUCAACAAUGAGAGUAUUUCAACAGCUUUAAAAUGCCGAAAUAUAUGUCGAAAUCUGCCGACGAAAGAGCAACCUGCCUUUUGAUUAGAAAUAGUCAAAAUGACACCAAGAAAUCCCAAAACUUUUUUUUAUAUAAAUGAGGCAAAACACAAAAGGCAGUUCACUCCUUGUCUUAAGGAUCACCAGGAAAAAAAUUGUCUGAUUACUCAGACAAGACGAACAUCUUAUCACAUCUCUUUACGUCGGUAAAUACCGAGGAGCCGGCUUUCGGUGAGAGAUUAAAUCUUCAAUUACCAUAUCUCUCAAUAUAAUUAGCACGGCGAUCUUCACAACAGACACAGUUAGGAAAACUUUGUGGCAAAUGCGAUCCAGUAUACUGCCUGGUCCGAACGGCAUAACUUCAAAAUUGCAAACGAACAGGCAGAUCAGCUGACCUCUCGCUCUCCAAGAUCUUCGAAAUUCCGAUGGAGGCUGGGGUUCUGCUUACUGACUGGAAACGGGCAAACAUAAUCCCCGUAUAUAUGAGGGGCGAGGAAGCCUCUCCAAAUAGCGUCAGACCAGUGAGUCGCACAAGCCUUUGUUGUAAACUGAUGGAGAAGACGGCAAAAAAGGAGCGAAACAACUUGCAUAUUGUGCAUCCACGUUGAUUCAGAAGGGUUCGACGCGGCCUCGCUAACCUGCUCGCAUCCUUGGAGAGAUAGAAUGAGUUUACCAGUAGACGCAGUAUACUCUGACUCCAGAAAGGUCUUAUACAGUGUUCAGCACGAACAACUUAUGUGUAAAUUGCAUCAGAGAGACGUGAAAUAACAUCUACAGAAAAGGGUGUCCAGUUUUCUUGCAGGCAGAUCUCAGCUUAUUUUCACGGGUGACAUGAAACGGGAAUGAGCAUCCGUUCACAGUGGCUUUAUUAUGCUUUUGAUAAAUGUACACGGUUGCCUCGACUGAAUGAUCUGCGAACGUGUGAUGCUCGCCAAUGACCUCACGUUGUGGAAAUCAAAAGAGAAGCCAGAAGAUGCGCUACAAUCGCAAAGUUACUUGGACCGUCUGCAUCGAUGCUUUGGUGAGAGACCUCGGUUUGCGAAGGAUGCCUGUUCUUAAACAAUCGCCUCGCUGCGCCAUGGGUAUGCCAGGCACCGACAAUAAUAAGAAUAUGAUCGGCUUACAAGUAUAUAGUGAACAUCCAGCCUGUUGAGGGAGGUGUCACUCAGCAAGGUGACCCAAUUUUGCCCCAGGAAACUGCUAAUUAUCCACCAGUAGCAGUAUUUAUGACAGACGGUUAUGAUAAAUAUCAUAACAGAAUGGCAUUUAGUAUCGCAGUGUCAAAUGUUGUUGAACUACCGUAGGCUGGAUAAGGACUCACGUUCAGCAUGCAGCACAAUUAAGAGAUGGGUAACAUUCAGGUAACCCACUUCAACAAAGACAUUUAGUCAGAGCCUGCAAAGACGGGAACAUGACUGAUCAUAUAUAUUAAGAUGGCAGUUCUGUUAGUGUAGUAUUAUACAUUUUACUUUUAACUCAAAUCAACAAGAGACUCAGGAGCCAUCUUAAAUCAAGUGGACGUGUUCAAAAACUUCGCCACACCUGUCAACUCCUGCCAAUCUAAGGGUUUGGUAGAUGGGAAAGCACUUGGGUUAGGAAAUGAUUUCCGGUUUAUCGUCACCGAAUUUGGCCCUGGGUGAUUCAUCCAUAAAGGAUUCAUCAUUCAAGCAAUUAAAAGCUGACACGCAGAAGAGGUAGUGAUGGCCAAGCAACAGUCGAGAAACAAAAACACAGUUUACUGGGGAGGGACAUGUUGUUGUCUGGAGUUAAAGUCGAACUGGUGAACUAACGAAAGAAAUAGCUAUAAACGAUAACGGAAGGGUGGAAAAAUAGAUAAAUCUGGGACUUAUAGGGUCCGUGAUCGUCAGAAUGAGGUCGGAAAGUUGUUAACCAUCAUGAUCUAUCUGCAAAAGAGUGAUCACCGAUUAAAAGAUGGGGGUCUUAGCUCUCAAGGCAUGUUUGAUUGUUAUUUAACGACCGACAAUAUAGGAGGUUCAGUGUCUGCUGCCUCGUCUGUACUUCUGUAGAGUGCCAGGAAUGAACCGUCGGGGUCCGAAUCGUCCUUUCCUUUUAGGAUAUCAUUUGUCUCGGAUUUUAAGGCAUCCAUCAUCAAAUAUAACACGCUAAUAACAAGAUAAGCUAAACGAUUUAGAAAAUAUUUGUUGUAAGAACUUGAUGGAACGUAAAGACGGUGAAGAAAGAAGAGUCGAUCUGUUCAAAAAAGUGUUCUCCUCACACUUGUUCGGGGGGGGGUGGAGUUGGAAGCUGCCACUGUGGAACAGGGGCCAGUUUCUUCAUGCACAUUAACUGAGAACAAAAGAAAGGAGGCGAAAAUCAGUCUCGCGUCAGACAUCUUGUAAUGUCGGGCGGAAUUUUGGUCUGACGAAUGUCUAAGCGGAAAAUUAAAGAUCGGUCGAGGUCAACGACAAAAAACGGAUAUCAGACAAAAGAGUAAAGUGAGAUAUAACAAGAAGGAGACGAAUUAGUCAUCACUCGUUUAUUGCUAAAUGCUUUUUUAACAGCCCCGCGAAAAGUCGGGGACCGGUUCAAACAUGGGAUUCGUCCGGUUCCGCAUUAGCGUAAUCCGCCAAGGCGUUCAAUGAGGGCAUCCCUGAAAAGAGAGAAAAGGGGCGCAUACUGAGCAAUGGAAAACAUAAUGCGCUACAGACCAAUAAACAAAAUCGAGUUGUACUUCUCCAAGUCAGUCCGCUACGGUUACACACUAUAUCAACCAAUGGUUUCAUAGCGUGCGGAAUCCAUCCGCAAAAAAUGUCAGUCACCCAGCCGCAUAAAAAAUAUCCCAGAUGACUGCUGGCCCUUUUCCGGCUGUACGGUAGGUCAGUGAGCCCACUAGUCAAAAAACUUAACCAGUAAGAAUGCUCAAAAUUUCGAACAAGAUUUCGAAAGUAUUCUUCCACCAUGGCCUCUUUUGCGCUGGACACCCAAUCCCCGUAAUUACGGGGGUUGUAUUUAUCAUUAUAGCCUUCUGGUAAGUUGUGGUUUUAUCGGUUUAUUUUAAAAAACACAACAGUUUCCCUCUUUUUAAGUUUCGAAUCCCCCACGAUGCCCCGUUCGACGCAGUCGCUCUAUCUGAAUCCAAUUACAAGCUUCUUAGAUCCACCCGAAACCCUCUUCAGGUGACGUUUCCCCUAGCUUUAUGCCUUAAACCUUCUAUUUUCAACUUCUUUUACUAAUGUGGGUUGACGUCUUAGUAUAUUCCUACCAGACGAAGUCACCUUCCGUACUCAAUGUAGCUACAAUCCUAGCUACAAUCACCUAGGUGAUUGUUUGUCACUCUUGUUUUAUUUAAAUCGUAAUUGUGGUCGAGAGAUAAGCACUCAGUAUUUGCCUAAAUAGAAAAGAGGUCAUAUACGAGAGUCACUCUUCUAACCUAACCUACAGCUCCAUUUUCGAGGCCAUUUCAUUGAACCGAGUCGAUCGCAACUUAUUCAGAUAGCAAGUACUUAAUGUCUCCGGGUAAUUUGUUUACAAAACAUUUGGGGACCUUUAUAAAAUAUUUUGGAAGGUCGCCUGGUAAAUACGGUCCCCUCUUUUUAUUCUGAACAGCUGUCGUUCCUCCCUUUCUCGUAGACUAACAACACGAAGAUCAAAGUGAGCCAUGUAGUUCAAAUAAUCUAUCGCUCCACAAUCAGUCCGUGGGGACCAGACAUAAACUACGACGAUGGAGCACGAAGCAACCUCAACGGCAGUUUUCUCAUACACCAGUUGGUAUCUCAGAGGAGCGGGGCAACUCAAACAACCUGUGGCCAAGGGCUGGGUAACUGUGGUGAACAGAAUUCUCAGCCCGACAACUUGGGCUUUGAGUCGCUAUGCCUCAGGGUAAGGCAAUAG